Loa loa (African eye worm) is the source of this 771-nucleotide messenger RNA. RefSeq lists its product as hypothetical. The transcript is spliced from 7 exons. Lineage: Eukaryota; Metazoa; Nematoda; Chromadorea; Rhabditida; Onchocercidae. The coding region runs from base 1 to 771 and encodes 256 amino acids. The record is from RefSeq and is a predicted model, not a curated record.
AUGAAUGAAUUAUUUGAGAAAAAGAAAAAGAAAAAGAAGAGAAAGAAAUUAAUUCCAAAAGCUGAUGGUGAUCAAGAGAAGUUGAAUGAAGCAGAGCUACAAACAAAACCAAACCCUUAUGAACAUGCUCCACUUGCGCAUGCGCAACUGCCCAAACGACCAAUUGAAGGUGGAUUAGCUGGUACGCAUGAUCCAAAUUAUCAAACCUUAGCUGGUAUUGGUGCUGAUGUAUUUGGUGAUGAUAAGCAACUAGCUGGUGAUGGUGGUGGUGUCAACCCAGUAAUACCACCAAAAGCACCAGCAGAAGGUGGAAUAGUUGGUACACAUGAUCCAAACUAUCAGACGUUGGCCGCUGUAGCCGGCGAUAUAUUUGGAGCGGAUAAAGCAGGUGGUGGUGGUGGUGGUGGUGGUGGUGGUAGAAAUGUGAUCAAACCUGCGAAUCAGGGUGCUGUAGCUGGUACAUUUGAUCCAAAUUAUCAAACAUUAGCUGCUGUUGGUGGUGAUAUUUUUGGUGCAGAUAAAAAACGUGAACCACUUGCACCUGUUCGUCCUCCUGCUACACCAGCAGGAAAAGCUGAUACGUUUGAUCCGAAUUAUCAAACAUUAGCUGCUGUAAAUCCAAAUAUCUUUGGUGCCGAUAAAAAACAGGAUGCGAAAGGAAAUAUUAAAGUACCUGAACAGUGGAAUAAAAAAGCUGAAACAUUUGAUCCAAAUUAUCAAACAUUAGCAGCUGUAAAUCAAGAUAUCUUUGGUGCUGAUAAGAAGAAAUAG